Molecule: messenger RNA, 5211 nt
Organism: Ipomoea triloba (trilobed morning glory)
Lineage: Eukaryota; Viridiplantae; Streptophyta; Magnoliopsida; Solanales; Convolvulaceae
Product: ABC transporter C family member 10-like
Exons: 11
Coding region: 330-4835 (1501 amino acids)
Biological process (GO): transmembrane transport
Cellular component (GO): plant-type vacuole; vacuolar membrane
Molecular function (GO): ATP binding; ATP hydrolysis activity; ABC-type transporter activity
Source: RefSeq, a predicted model, not a curated record
UUCAAUUCCCAUUGACGCCCACAAAUUUUAUACACCCACGUAUAGGUCUGGGGCUGUAAGUGCUCCAGAAUAUCCAAAACCAACCGAACCCACCACCCUAAUCAUGGAUAAAACAGUGCCCGGUUAGUUGUGGGUUCUACUUUUAAUUUUCAGGCCAAAACGUUUGCAGAAUUUCAUAAAAUUGCCGUGGCUAGGCUAGGAUCUUCCUUGAACUUAAAAGUUUGUGACUUUGAGAAAAUCCCAGAGUUUUAGUGCCAUCUUCUACGAUCUUCAUCCAACACUGGUGCUGCUUCUCCCGUGACUCUGGGAUUUGCAGGGAAGGUUAAUAGAUGGAGAAGCUUUGGUCUAUGUUCUGUGGCGCAUCAGGUUGUACAGAUCAGAAUGGGAAGCCCUGUGUUGCUGAUUUGGUGCUUGUUACUCAUCCUUCCUCCUGUAUCAAUAACAUGUUGAUGAUAUGUUUUGAUGUUAUUCUUUUGCUUGUGCUUCUAUUUGUUGUGCUCUCCAAGUCCACAUUAAAACCUACGAGCUCUCGUGGCAUUGGCAUUAGUCGUUUGCAAUUGAUCUGUGCCAUCUUUAAUGGUUUAGUGGGUGUGAUAUAUUUGUCAUUGGGAAUUUGGAUUUUAGAAGAGGAAGUUAGGAGAACCCAGAGCAUGUUGCCUAUGCAUUGGUGGUUACUAAUGUUGUUUCAUGGGAUUGCAUGGUUAUUAUUGAGUUUGACUUUCACUCUUCGUGGAAAAUACUUUUCACAAACAUCACUAAAGCUUUUCACCAUUCUUGCCUUGGUGUUUGCUGGAAUUUCUUGUUGUUUCUCUCUCACCAUUGCUAUUGUUUACAAAGAAACAACUGUUAAGAUAGCUUUAGAUGUACUGUCUGUCAUAGGAGCAAGUUUAUUGCUCUUAUGCACUUACAAGGGCUUUAGAUUUAGUGAAAAUGAUCUUUAUGCUCCAUUAAAUGGUACUGCCAAUGGAAGCAACAAGAUUGAUCAUGUAGGAUCAGUCAGUAAGUUUGCUGAAGCGGGGACUUUGAGCACAAUGACUUUCUGGUGGUUGAAUUCAUUGAUGAGACUUGGGAGGGCGAAAACUCUUGAGGAUGAUGACAUUCCCAAAUUGCGUGAGCAGGAUAGGGCAGAGUCAUGUUACUUGAUGUUUAUGGAGUUACUGAACAAACAGAAACAACGGGAUCCUUUGUCCCAACCUUCAAUCCUGAAGACGCUAAUAAUGUGCAACCAGAAAGAGCUCUUUGUGUCAGGAUUUUUUGCGAUGCUAAAAAUUAUUACGGUUUCUGCUGGUCCUAUGAUUCUUAAUGCCUUCAUUGAGGUUGCAGAAGGAAAUGCAAGUUUUAAAAACGAGGGAUACAUUUUGGCUGUACUGCUUUUCGUUGCAAAGUGCUUGGAAUCUUUAUCGCAAAGGCAGUGGUACUUUAGAUGCAGACAAAUUGGGCUAAAAGUGAGGUCAUUACUAACAGCCGCCAUAUAUAAGAAGCAAAUGCAAUUAUCCAAUGCUGCCAGGCUAACACAUUCUAAUGGCGAGAUUAUGAACUAUGUCACUGUGGAUGCCUAUCGCAUUGGAGAGUUCCCGUUUUGGUUGCACCAAACAUGGACUACAAGCCUUCAACUCUGCUUUGCACUUGCAAUUCUCUUUCAGGCCGUAGGGCUUGCAACCUUUGCAUCCUUAGUAGUAAUAAUACUAACAGUGCUCUGCAAUGCUCCCCUCGCAAAAUUGCAGCACAAAUUCCAAUCCAAGUUGAUGGAUGCACAGGAUGAAAGGCUUAAGGCCAUGUCAGAAGCUCUUAUGAAUAUGAAGGUUCUAAAAUUGUAUGCAUGGGAAACUCAUUUCAAAAACGUCAUCGAGAGUAUGCGGAAAGUAGAAGAAAAGUGGUUAUCGGCUGUUCAGAUGCGUAAAGCAUAUAAUAGCUUUCUAUUUUGGUCCUCGCCUGUAUUGGUGUCAACUGCUACUUUCGGAGCGUGCUACUUUCUUGGAGUUUCAUUGCGUGCAAGCAAUGUGUUCACCUUUGUAGCAACUCUUCGCCUGGUUCAGGAUCCUAUAAGAACAAUUCCUGAUGUGAUUGGUGUGGUGAUUCAAGCUAAAGUUUCAUUUGUAAGAAUUGUUAAGUUUCUCGGGGCACCUGAGCUGGAUAAUGCAAAUGUUAGACAGAAGCAUAAUGUCCAAAAUGUUGCAAGUUCUGCAAUAUGUCUGAGGUCAGCUAAUCUUUCGUGGGAAGAAAAUCCACUAAAACCUACGCUUCGAAACAUCAAUUUGGAGGUUCGCCAUGGUGACAAGGUUGCUAUAUGUGGGGAGGUUGGCUCAGGGAAAUCAACUCUUCUGGCAGCAAUUCUAGGAGAAGUUCCAAGCAUCCAGGGAAUUGUUGAGGUAUAUGGAAAAAUUGCCUAUGUUUCUCAAUCAGCGUGGAUUCAGACAGGAACCAUUAGGGAUAAUAUUCUAUUUGGUUCUUCGAUGGAUAGCCAGAGAUACCGGGAAACCUUAGAGAAGUGCUCACUAGUAAAGGAUCUUGAGCUGCUACCCUAUGCAGAUUUGACUGAAAUAGGAGAAAGAGGAGUCAAUCUUAGUGGCGGUCAGAAGCAACGGAUCCAACUUGCUCGUGCUCUAUAUCAAGAUGCUGAUAUCUAUCUAUUGGAUGAUCCUUUCAGUGCUGUUGAUGCACAUACUGCUACCAGCCUAUUCAAUGAAUAUGUCAUGGGAGCUCUCUCGGGGAAGACUGUCUUGCUUGUGACCCAUCAAGUUGAUUUUCUUCCGGCAUUUGAUAUUGUCCUGUUAAUGUCAGAUGGCGAAAUUUUACAAGCGGCUCCCUAUCAACAGUUAUUGGCCUCGAGCAAAGAAUUUCAAGAGCUAGUCGCUGCACACAAAGAAACCGUGGGUUCUGAAAGGCUUGCAGAGGUUACUUCUUCGCAAAAGAGCGAAAGAUCUACAAGAGAAAUUGGAAAGACACAACUCGAGAACCAAACUAAAGACUCUACAGGUGAUCAACUUAUUAAAAAAGAAGAGAGAGAAGUAGGGGACACCGGACUUAAGCCUUAUUUGCAGUAUCUAAGCCAGAACAAGGGCUACCUGUUCUUUUCCACCGCGGUUCUGUCACACAUUAUAUUUGUGAUUGGCCAAGUAUUACAGAACUCGUGGAUGGCUGCAAAUGUUGAAAAUUCUCAAGUUAGUACUUUGAAGCUAAUCGCGAUUUACUUGUUAAUUGGAGUCGCCUCAAUGGUAUUCUUGCUGACUAGAUCUCUAUCGACGGUUACUCUGGGUGUGCAAUCAUCGCACUCUUUGUUCUCACAACUUUUAACCUCUCUUUUCCGUGCACCAAUGUCAUUUUAUGAUUCCACACCACUAGGAAGGAUACUAAGUCGGGUAUCGGUAGAUUUGAGUAUUGUUGAUCUGGAUGUUCCGUUUAACUUAAUAUUUGCAAUUGGAGCAAGCAUAAACUUCUAUUCUAAUCUUACAGUGCUAGCAGUUGUUACCUGGCAAGUCUUGUUUGUCUCCAUACCAAUGGUUUAUCUUGCCAUUCAAUUACAGAGAUACUACUUUUCAUCUGCCAAAGAAUUGAUGCGUAUUAAUGGGACUACCAAAUCGUUUGUUGCAAACCAUUUAGCCGAAUCUGUUGCUGGGGCGAUGACAAUUAGGGCAUUUGAACAGGAGGAUAGAUUCUUUGUGAAGAAUCUCAAGCUAGUUGAUAUAAAUGCUAGCCCCUUUUUCUACAACUUUGCAGCAAACGAGUGGUUGAUUCAAAGGCUAGAAGUAAUCAGUGCGACUGUUCUUGCCUCAUCUGCACUUUGCAUGGUUUUGCUUCCUCCCGGGACUUUUAGCUCAGGUUUGCUGCCUAAAUUUAUCUUUAAGACUGGGCUCCUGAUAAAUUUUUGUUUUCUAAAAAUCAUCCAUAACGUUGCAGGCUUCAUUGGGAUGGCGUUAUCUUAUGGUCUAUCGCUAAAUAUGUCCCUCGUCUUUUCUAUCCAGAACCAGUGCACUAUCGCAAACUAUAUCAUUUCAGUGGAAAGACUAAAGCAAUACAUGCAUGUACCAAGUGAAGCUCCUGAGAUCAUAGAAAAGAAUCGCCCUCCAGUGAAUUGGCCGACUAGGGGUAAAGUGGAGAUUGAAGAUUUGCAGAUCCGGUACAGGGAAGACACCCCACUUGUUCUACGUGGAAUUAGUUGCACCUUUGAAGGAGGGCACAAGAUUGGCAUUGUAGGCAGGACUGGGAGCGGGAAGACCACACUUAUCGGUGCUCUCUUUCGCCUCGUUGAGCCAGCAGGCGGCAGGAUUGUGGUGGAUGGAAUCGACAUAUCUAAGAUCGGGCUCCAUGAUUUGAGGUCUCGUUUCGGGGUUAUACCACAAGAUCCUACUCUUUUCAAUGGAACAGUGCGAUACAAUCUAGACCCCCUCUCUCAGCAUACUGACAACCAAAUAUGGGAGGUUCUUGAAAAGUGCCAACUAAAGGAGGCCGUGGAGGAAAAGGAUAAAGGGCUCGACUCCUUGGUUUUGGAAGACGGAUCAAACUGGAGUAUGGGACAAAGACAGUUGUUUUGUCUUGGCCGUGCUUUGUUAAGGAAAAGCAAGAUUUUGGUGCUAGACGAAGCCACUGCAUCAAUUGACAACGCCACAGACAUGAUUCUGCAGAAAACAAUCAGAACAGAAUUCGCCGAUUGUACUGUGAUCACAGUUGCCCAUAGAAUACCCACAGUUAUGGAUUGUACAAUGGUUCUUGCCAUUAGUGAUGGGAAACUAGUGGAAUAUGAUGAACCGAUGAAGUUGAUGAAGAAAGAAGGUUCGUUGUAUGGACAACUAGUGAAGGAGUAUUGGUCUUAUUACCAGUCUGCACAAUCACAUUGACUUUAAUUUCAGCUUCAAUUCAUCCAACAAGAGCACAAGAAUGAGAAGAUACAUAUAUAAAAUUGGAAAAUGGUUUUAAACGUAUGGGUUUUCAAAGAAUCAAGGGCGGCGAAGUGAUGGGAUUGGGAUAGAUCUUGUUCUUGAUCGUAUGAUGUGCUAUGGUAAAGUAACUAGAAUUGAAGUUAGAACAUGAAGGCGGCUUUUUGUGGAGGGUUGGUGAACCAAAAAUAUAAUGUAGCUUGGAUUCAUCAUUCCUCCUGUGUAGUGGUGCAGAGAAGUAAAAGUCAUUAUCUUGUGAUAUUUGUGUGUAUAAUUUUGGUGCUAUGAAUUGUAUUUGCCGUCUCCAAUCUUUCGCAUAUGUUAUAUUUUCCAACGA